Messenger RNA from Apodemus sylvaticus (European woodmouse), 1217 nucleotides. It is a transcript of the gene C20H12orf42, whose product is annotated as chromosome 20 C12orf42 homolog. The coding region runs from base 1 to 1164 and encodes 387 amino acids. The transcript is spliced from 7 exons. The record is from RefSeq and is a predicted model, not a curated record. NCBI's taxonomy places the organism in Eukaryota, Metazoa, Chordata, Mammalia, Rodentia, Muridae.
AUGGCGGCACAAGAUAGUAACCAAAUAUUAAACCAAGGCUUUCACUGCAUUUUUGCCCAGGCUGGUCUUGAUAUGGACUCCGAGGCAGUGAAAGAGAUGAGAGUUGUAGGAAAGAGUGCGCAUGCCCCACACUGGGAACUCAUGGAGAUUGGAGGAGGCAGUGGAGCCUGUGAGAAGAAGUCCUUUUGCUAUAUUCCCAUUGUGAGCAGUGUGACCCUGUGGGAGAGAGGCUCACCUCAUACAAGCCCUAUCCCUCGUUGUAAAACCACAGCUUUGCCCUGCUCCAGAUUCCUUACUCAUAUGAAGAAAUUUUCCUCGUCACAUAAAACGGAUAAAUUACAUUUUCUGCCAUUUCCAGGAUCUAUAGGGACUCAUAGCCCAAUGACAGGUAAAAGACUACUUUGUGUUCACCAGUACACAAUCCCCAAGUCUCCUGCGAGCACCGUUUCUCUUGAGGAAGAAGACAUUGGUGGAGAAACCUGUCCUUCCGUGUCACCAUCCAGUGAAAUGGAGGAAGAUGAUCUGGUCUUUACCAUCAAUGAAGAGCAGAAGCCCCCCAGACGACGGUCCAAGCAGGCCUGGAUCAGCCCAUUCCUGGAAAAACAAGCUGCCAAUAAGCUUCUUAAAAGAUCACAGUCAGUGAAUACCAUUUCUCUGGAAGCUGCAGGUAGACACAUACCACUUCAGAACCAUCCCUUGGGCAACUCCAAGGGAGAUUCUGGUCCUGUGAUGAGACCUUUUACCGCCAUUGGCCUCUGCAGAAGUGUCAGUCAGAACUCCUCUUCCCAGCCGAUCAACUGUAAGACUUCCGAAACUGUGCAGCAGGAUAAAGUAGCAGCGGCAUCCUCGGGAUCCCCGACACAAACAGAUUCCCUGACCGUGUGCGGAAGUGCAUUAGGAAGAGGCGCGGUUGCCAUAACAGCGGAGACGCCCCCAAAGCAUCCUCAUCUCCCAGGCGAAAGGAGGCCAAAGGCGGCUAUCUCUUUCCCUGCCCGUGUGGUCAAAGAGCCCCUGCCUCUGCUCGUGGGCUCUUCUACCCGUUUAUUUUCCAAGAAGUUAAUGAAGGCUUGCUCCUCAGUGGCCCCGCGCCCACCCCGGGAUUUCCAUAAGGCUUGUUCACAGAGUCUUUCGAAGCCCGUGGUGAAUACUCACACAUACUGCUGAGAAGGAAUUGUUCUGAGAGUUCUGCCCAUCUUCCAAUCAAUGCCUGCCCAGAA